UUGGAGGAGACAAAGAGAAAUAGUCACCCUGUUUUGAUUCAGCGUAAAGAGAACACUUAUUGAAAAUAUUUGGUAAAGUACUUGUUAUAUAGGUAAGCAAAAGGCUCAGUCAUAUUAUAGGACAAUCAAAGACAUAGGAAAUGUAUGAUACCAAGUUCUUGAAGUAUACAUUAAUCACCGUUCUUGGUUCUUUGAAGAUCAGCUAGGAAGAAAAUGAAAGAGGACAGUGCCAGCUCAAAAACUGAAAAUCCUACAAACUGAAUUUUUUAAAAGAUAUUAAAAUAAACUCGUUACAAAUUACUAGAAACUAUAGAUACCAUGUUAGUGAGAGUUUUGUUCAACGACAAAGGUAGACAAUAUAUUUUGUACAUCAAACUUUGGUUAACGCUUCAUGCGUUAUCAGCUGCCAGAGAAACUGAGCUACAAAUUGGCGGUUUUUUCUCUGUUAGCGCUAAUCUGACAGAAGGUGCAACUGGAAGAGGUGUAAUUCCAGCAGUUAUGCUAGCUCUCGAACAUAUUAAUGACUGUCCUCAUAUUCUUCCAGGCUACAAACUUACGAUACAGUGGAACGACACUCAGUGUGAUCCAGCAGUAGGAAUGAAGAACUUUUUUGAUAUGCUCUCCAGAAAACCACACAAAGUAGUUGUCCUCUUUGGUGCUGCCUGUACUGCCGUCACAGAUCCAAUCGCCAAAGCAGCUCAGUUUUUCCAGUUAGUGCAGUUAACUUAUGCUGAUACUCACCCGAUGUACACAAUGGAAAACUACCCGAAUUUUUUUCGGGUAGUGCCAAGUGAAGCUGCCUUCAACCCAGCAAGAGUGGCACUAUUGCAGCACUUUAACUGGACACGUGUUGGAACACUCUACCAGAAUUCACCGCGAUACGCCCUGCCUCACAGUAAGCUGUUGACAGAGCUCGAGACAGCGAAAAUAGAAAUUGCCGCACAGUAUGGUUUCGUUGACGAGCUGAGAUCGGCUAUUCAGAAGCUAAAGGAAAAAGAUGUAAGAAUCAUCCUAGGGAAUUUCGACCAAAGCUGGGCUGGAAAAAUAUUUUGUGAGGCUUAUCGCGUUGGUCUUUAUGGGAGAAAGUACCAGUGGAUCAUUGUCGGAAUGUAUGAUGACUAUUGGUGGGAAAAAACUGGUAAAGACACCACUUGCGAUCAAUCUCGACUUCAAGAAGCUCUAGAAGGUUAUAUGGCUACCGAUGUUUUACCACUAAGCACAGAUGAGAAGAUCACUGAAUCAGGCUUAGUACCUGCUGAAUACGAAGCCCAGUAUGACGGAGCAAGAAAGGGAAGUUACAGCCGAUUCCACGGCUAUGCUUAUGACGGUAUCUGGGCAAUAGCGCUGGCUAUGCAGAAGGUACGGCAGAAGCUUAUGUCCGAAGGAAGCUUCAGGAGCUUAGAAAUGUUCGAAUAUAAAGAUCCUAUGUGGGUUCGCUUGUUUCGAGAGGCCUUUAAUAAAACAGCGUUCCUUGGAGUCACAGGACCUGUUAGUUUCAUCCGAAAUGAACGACGUGGACUUGUUCUUCUGAAGCAGUUUCAGAGAGGGGCUGAAGUGAAAAUUGGUGAAUAUGAUUCUAUCGCCGACACACUGGAAUUAAGUAAAGGAACAACUAUUACAUGGAGAGGGGAUUCCGACCCCCCUAUGGAUAGAACACUAAUUGUCAUUGAAAGAACUAGGAUUAGUGUCACCGUUUAUUCUCUUUUGGUUACCUUCUCUAUCCUGGGGAUCUUGCUAGCAAGUGUCUUUCUGGUAGUGAAUAUCCGUUAUAGGAAUCAAAGAAACAUCAAGAUGUCAAGUCCUUACUUGAACAACCUCAUCAUCAUUGGAUGUAUGUUAACUUAUACAAGCGUCAUCCUGUUAGGCAUGGACAGUGGACUCACAAGCGAAAGAAAUUUUCCGUACAUCUGUGCUGGCCGAGCUUGGGUAUUAAUGUCUGGUUUCACUUUAGCCUUUGGUUCCAUGUUUAGUAAAACCUGGAGAGUCCACGCCAUCUUUACUGACAUCAAACUUAAUAAGAAGGCAAUCAAAGAUUACAAACUCUUUAUGGUCGUUGGAGUUUUGAUGAUGAUUGACGUCGCGAUAUUAACCACAUGGCAGAUUAUCGAUCCUUUUUAUCGAAGAACCAGCCUUGGACCUCCUAUGCCGUCCACCAAGAAGAAAGAUGUGGUGAUUAUCCCAGAAAUGGAGUUCUGUCAGAGUGAAAAAAUGACAAUUUUUUUGGGCUCAACUUACGCAUACAAGGGCCUUUUGAUGGCUUUUGGUUGCUUUCUGGCCUGGGAAACUCGGCACGUCAGCAUUCCUGCACUAAAUGACUCUAAAUAUGUGGGCAUGAGUGUCUACAACGUUGUGAUAAUGUGUGUUAUCGGUGCUGCUAUUUCUUUCGUAUUGAGAGAUAAGCAAGAUGCUGCUUUUGUCAUUAUAUCUGUCUUCAUCAUAUUUUGCUCUACGACAACUCUGUGCUUGGUAUUUGUACCCAAGCUAGUGGAGCUAAGACGAAACACAGAUUCAGGAGAUAAAAGAGCUCGAGCUACGUUGAAGCCCUUUAAAAGCUCAAGGAAAGACAGCGACGACGAAAUAUACAACAAAAUUAAAGUUCUUGAAAAUCAGAAUUAUAGACAGAAACAGAUAUUAAACGAGAAAACUAUUGAACUUCAAAAUUUGGUACUUGAGCUCAGGAAAGUGGAGGAACCAUUAAUAGUGAAGAAACACAUCAUGGCCUCCAUCCCUGAAAACUCCUCGUCCUCAGACGACAGCUCAUGUGAAAACUUGUUACAAGUGGUUAGACCUUGCUUUAUUAGAGAGGAAGAUUCUAACUGUCAAACAUCCCACAGCAACAUGGAAAAUAAUUCGCAUCUCUCACGAAACUGUCAAGAAACGGCACAGGUGGAGGAUAUAAAACAGAGAUGUUGUGCUCAGAAAAAUGAUUCUUCCAAGAGUAUAUCUUCCCUAACGCCAGAGGUCAGAAAAAUUAGGUUUAGAGAAAAUGAUUUAACAACAAUAAUAGAAAUGCGUCCCUUGUCAGUUGCAAAAUCUAUUAGUCACCCCUUUAAUCAUGUAGAAUCUGACUCUAAGAACAAUAGUGAUUCAGCCAGCUCUUCGGAAAGUAGUAUUACGCCUAAACAACAAGACACCUUUACAGAAUCUGAUGACACUUCAUAUGCUCGAGCUAUCAGAAGUUUCCACCAGAGGGCCAUAGUAAAUGGGAUGUCGUCGUCAUGCGAUGAAGACAACGAUGAGCUGGAUAUUGAAGCACUUCACAAAGGAAAAAAAUCUUCAAGUCAAAGUAAAUCAGGCAACCGACAAAAAGCGAAAAGUCUUGGGACACUACGCCCACUAACAGCGCCAAAUAUAGAAAAUCCUAGUGGCAUGUGUGUGUCAGUGAUACACAAUCGAAGGACGGAAAGUGGUGUGAUACCUACGUUGUUUCCCUACUUCAACCGUAUUCUAAAAGAAGAUGAGCCUUCAACAAAAUAUUCUAAAGACCAUGCCGGACCCUUGUACUCUUCCUUUCCAUCCGUAAGGUGUGAUAUCGUGGAGUAUUUAUGAAAUCUGCUUCAGUUCGGGAAGAAAAACUUUCACGAUCUUUAGCACAACACACUUUUAUUUGAUUAACAAGUAUGAUAUGAGUUGGAAUCGUGUCUUAGUAUCAUAAGUCCCAUUAUGGUGAACAUUCAUUCUUUCUUCACAAAUCUAUGUUUAUGUAAACUUUUGUGCAUGUAUCUAUACGAGUGUGUUGUGAACAUCGCAUAAGAUAAUAGGGUCACUUUUCAAAACGCCGAGUUUUUUUUUAUAAUUUCUGUCUUGUGGCUGUGCUCAUUAAUGUGGAUAUAUCUCUAACGAAGCGCGUCAUCACUCAGAAAUCACGUGAGCUUUGUGUGUGUCGUGAACAAACAAAUUACAUGAGUGUCAACAAAACAAUAACGAACAUGGACAAGUAUGGAAUUGGUUGCGAUUUUCUCAAACAUCUAAUUAUCUUUAAUGUUUUGUCAGAAUGGAUUAUAGCACUUGUAACUCGAAACGUCUGUUAUCAUUCAUAUCUGACUGGUGAAAGUCAGACAAAAUGUCAAGUCUUUCAAAAUAUUGAAUUGACGCUUAAUGUAUUUAAAAACAGGGAUAUUUAUAACAUGUGUGACCUUUUAUGUUUGGUGUUGAUAUACAUUGUAGCAUACCUUCGUACAAAAACAAUUAAUAUGAUCCAUUAUAUAUCAGCUGUUCGAGACAU
Messenger RNA from Limulus polyphemus (Atlantic horseshoe crab), 4225 nucleotides. RefSeq names its product gamma-aminobutyric acid type B receptor subunit 2-like. Gene Ontology annotation, biological process: G protein-coupled receptor signaling pathway; gamma-aminobutyric acid signaling pathway. NCBI's taxonomy places the organism in Eukaryota, Metazoa, Arthropoda, Merostomata, Xiphosura, Limulidae. Bases 319 to 3549 code for a protein of 1076 amino acids. Gene Ontology annotation, cellular component: membrane; G protein-coupled receptor heterodimeric complex. The transcript is spliced from 20 exons. The record is from RefSeq and is a predicted model, not a curated record. Gene Ontology annotation, molecular function: G protein-coupled GABA receptor activity.